Molecule: messenger RNA, 1131 nt
Organism: Hydatigera taeniaeformis
Lineage: Eukaryota; Metazoa; Platyhelminthes; Cestoda; Cyclophyllidea; Taeniidae
Source: the annotation of a GenBank genome assembly
AUGACGAGAAGUCGUUCUCCCCUCUCUCCGUUUAGACCAAAACCUCUUUUUACGCAACCCCCUAUCACCGUCUCCCCGAAGCAUACUUAUAGUCCCUUCGUAUGGGAUAAGGAGGUGAAGGAAGGAGAGAGUGGUCGUUUGGGCUUGCGGACUAUCAGUUCCAAACCGGCAUCAUUAUCGGAGAUUGAAAGGAAGAGGGAUCGUCAUGAGCACAAUCUUCGGGAACGGGAUCGGCGUCGAGAAGAGUCGAUUAUUUAUGAAUUGAUUCGUACAUGUAUCUCCAAGAGAGACGUUCGCAUUUAUCUACCUGGUGUCAAUAAGACACCUGAAAAUUUAUCUUACCAUCAAAUUCUCUUGAUUUCGUCAGAAAUAGUCAAGAAUGAAAGGCACGAGAUGGCCUUUUUUGACUACCACAAAACGGCGAUCCAAACUCUUGAGGCGGAGUGCCUUAAACGAGGAAUACCAUUGCCUGAAAAUAGGCCUCACAUCGUAUCUCCAAUGGAGAAGCAUCGGCGCUAUUCCAAAAUAGUCAAAGAAGCACUACGAACGGAUAGGUGUAGAAUGCAUCAAAGUAUUGACGGUGAUGGUGGAGAUUUGCCCACACCCCGGGAAGUAGCUCUGGAAAUGGAUAAGAGACUGCGAGAAUCAGAUGGGUUAUUUACAAUAGAGCCCAAGAGACGCUCUAGUAACUCGGACUCCCGUCUGUCGAAACGCCGUCGGCUAUUCUCACCUACUCUUCCAACGCCGCACUUGUCACCUCCUAAAGAAAUUUUGAAUAAUGAAAAUGACUUCCAUUUUGCGGACGGAGAACUUUCUCAUGGAGGGGAAGAUACUGCUUUUGACAUUCCGAUUCGUCUCCGAUCUCCCCCUGUCGACAUUAUCCGCCUGUCUCCCAGACUUUCUUUGCACUCCCUCCAGUCCUCAACUACGCAGCAUUGGGAUCUUCCAUUACAGGACAAGUUGGAAGACGACGAUGUAGACAUUAUCACUUCGAAUAAUGCUUUUAAUUUGUCACUUUCGUCUCCCUCUGCUGGUGUGUAUUUGGGCAUUGAGACUGAACCCCUUUUUCGUCUUCUCUCAUCUGCUGAGGUAGAAGCGCCUUUUAUGGACAACUGUGACACAUAUCAGUGA